UCCAGGAGCAAUCCCACAAUGCAAAGCUGAAAUGCUAACGCUGAGGAGCGGCUACAACAACAUUAGCGAAAGUUACCUGUCAUCGUGUGUUUGUUGUUUUAAUUUGUUUCUGAGAAUCUGUUGGUUUCUUCCAUAUCGGAAUAUUACAGCAGUCAGAAGAAGUGUUACAUGUAACGCCGAUAAAGUCACUGAACUGAAUCAAAAGGUUAAAAAUCGCUGUUUUUCGUCGCACUUGGCAACAUGGUCAACGUACUCAAAGGCGUCCUUGUUGAAUGUGACCCUGCCAUGAAACAGUUCCUGCUUUAUUUGGAUGAAACCUCAGCCCUUGGAAAGAAGUUCAUCCUGCAGGACCUGGAUGACACGCACCUCUUCAUUUUGGCAGAUGUGGUUCAAAUUCUGCAGGAGAGAGUGGGCGAGUUAAUGGACCAAAAUUCAUUCCCCAUUACACAGAAAUAACUCUUUAUGGAUAAUUAGAUUUAUUUAUGCAGUUUUCACAGAUUGUUUUUGUUGCAGAAUAUAAGUGUAGUGAUUUGUCAUGUUGUACCUUGGUUGUUGAAUUAAUGUUGGAUCAUU
Messenger RNA from Thalassophryne amazonica, 573 nucleotides. Its product is annotated as general transcription factor IIH subunit 5. Lineage: Eukaryota; Metazoa; Chordata; Actinopteri; Batrachoidiformes; Batrachoididae. Gene Ontology annotation, biological process: nucleotide-excision repair, preincision complex assembly; transcription initiation at RNA polymerase II promoter; nucleotide-excision repair. The transcript is spliced from 3 exons. Bases 241 to 456 code for a protein of 71 amino acids. Gene Ontology annotation, cellular component: transcription factor TFIIH holo complex; transcription factor TFIIH core complex. The record is from RefSeq and is a predicted model, not a curated record.